Loa loa (African eye worm) is the source of this 273-nucleotide messenger RNA. RefSeq lists its product as hypothetical. Lineage: Eukaryota; Metazoa; Nematoda; Chromadorea; Rhabditida; Onchocercidae. The transcript has 3 exons. Bases 1 to 273 code for a protein of 90 amino acids. The record is from RefSeq and is a predicted model, not a curated record.
AUGUUGCGACCAAAGUUACGUAUUGCUAACGUUGACCUUCCGGAACAAUGCAUAACGGUAUUUGACCUCGAAGAUGAAAAUAAUGGAGAAAUGCAAUCAUCAAAUUUGGAUCAAUUAUUCAGUCCAAUCAUAACUUCCAGGACAUGUUUCUCAACGGCUGGAUUAGCAAUGCUAUUAGCUGUCACUUUGGCAACGUUUGCAUUCGUUGCCUUAGCUCUGAUCUUUGCAUUGCGAAAACGAAGAAUAAUUUUGCAUAAUGAUUUCAUUAAAUAG